This is a messenger RNA of Colletotrichum godetiae, 429 nucleotides long. RefSeq lists its product as uncharacterized. NCBI's taxonomy places the organism in Eukaryota, Fungi, Ascomycota, Sordariomycetes, Glomerellales, Glomerellaceae. The record is from RefSeq and is a predicted model, not a curated record. The annotation marks the transcript as partial. The transcript has a single exon.
CAUGUUUUUUGCUGAGCGUAAACGCUGUAUUCGCCCUACACUCGACCCGACUUUGAAGCAGCAUAAAUUUGCACGCGCCGCGUGUGCACCGUCAGAUUCCCUGUGUCACUCGCAAACCUCUCUCAGAGACUGCUUUCGAAUUGGACGCAUCGUCUUCAAAAUGGAUGGGCCGCAAAUCUGACCGAGCCAAGCCAAGGAGGCUCCCAUUGAUAUUCGCUACUUGCACUGUAUAGUGGGCAAUCCAACUUUGAUUUCUCGCAGGGCGCAUGCUUGACCGUCACCACGAUAGUGUGCGAUCGUGGAGUAGAGGUGGUCGACAGGCCAGCUUGGGUGCUCAGCCAGCAAGCCAGACGCGUCUUCUAUCUUGGCAGCCCAAUUACGGCUUUGAGACCCCCCUUAAUCUGUCGUCUUGUGAGCUACGAGGGUGGG